ACUCACUUCUUCAAUUUCCUCCUCCGCUCCUUCUUCCGCCACAUCUCCAAUCGUUUUUUUCUUCUCCGGCCGCCAACGAUCGUUUUCUCUUUGUCAUAUCCCCGCCAGCCACCGUUGCUUCACAGACCACCGGCGCUGCGCGGCGAAGAUUAGGUCUUGGCAGGCGACAGCUUCAGCUCCCCCCUCGCCUCCCCGGCUCCGUCACUGAGCACCUUUGCAGCUCGCACGGUCCACAGUUUUAGGUAGUUGCUAUGGAGGCUACAGCUUGGAACAUCACAGCGAGAGACUUUUUUAUUGGCUCAAAUCGACAGAAGCUAGCUUUACCAAGGCAUUCAAUCAGGGGAACACACAACUUGCUUUGGGGUGUAGCUCCAAGAAGACAAUACCCUCUCACGUUUUGCAAGAGAAGUGCAAAUACAAGUAAAAAACAUCUUUCAGCAGUAGUCUCUGGGAAUGUAGACACGUUGCUAGGUGAGGAGAAUGCGAGCAAUGUUGUGCGACCGGCAGGAAAUGUCGUACAUUUUUUCCGAGUCCCAUUGCUACAAGACAGUGCAACUGAAGAGCUUCUAAAGUUGGUUCAAACCAAAAUCUGUCACCAAAUAAUUGGCUUGGAAACAGAGCAGUGUUUCAAUGUCGGGCUGAAUUCUGAUCUUCCUAAUGAGAAAAAGGGCAUUCUGAAGUGGAUUUUAGCAGAAACAUAUGAGCCCGAGAAUUUCGGGACUGGGAGUUUUCUUCAGAGUAGUCCAGAAUCAGUUAUUGUGGAAGUCGGUCCAAGGUUGUCUUUCACUACUGCUUGGUCUGCGAAUGCGGUUUCGAUUUGUCAAGCUUGUGGGUUGACGGAGAUUAGUAGGAUGGAGCGUUCUAGAAGAUACCUGUUGCGUCUCAAGCCAGGGAGUAGUCCAUUGGUUGAUAGUCAAAUCAAUGAAUUUGCAGCCAUGGUGCAUGAUAGAAUGACAGAGUGUGUUUACACCAAGAAGCUUACUUCCUUUGAGACAAGUGUAGUUCCAGAAGAGGUUCGGUUCAUACCAGUCAUGGAGAGGGGUCGGGAAGCAUUGGAAGAAAUAAAUGAAAAAAUGGGUUUGGCGUUUGAUGAACAAGAUUUGGAGUAUUACACAAAACUCUUCAGGGAUGACAUCAAGCGGGACCCCACCAAUGUGGAGUUGUUUGAUAUCGCUCAGUCCAACAGUGAACACAGCAGGCAUUGGUUCUUCACCGGAAAACUUUUAAUAGACAGUCAGCCAGUAAACAAAACCCUUAUGCAAAUUGUUAAGAACACUUUGGUAGCAAAUCCGAACAAUUCAGUCAUUGGAUUCAAAGACAAUUCGAGUGCUAUCAAGGGCUUUACGGUCAAUCAUUUGAGGCCUAUCCGCCCUGGUUCUUCUAGCCCGCUGGAAACUACUGCUUCUGAUCUUGAUAUCUUAUUUACGGCUGAAACCCACAAUUUCCCAUGUGCCGUGGCUCCAUACCCGGGAGCAGAGACGGGUGCGGGUGGUCGCAUAAGGGACACACAUGCCACCGGCAGGGGUUCUUUUGUCAUUGCAUCCACAGCCGGGUAUUGUGUUGGUAACCUUAAUAUUGAAGGGUCAUAUGCCCCAUGGGAAGACCCUUCGUUCCAAUACCCUUCAAACUUGGCUUCCCCGUUACAAAUCCUAAUUGAUUCAAGCAAUGGAGCGUCUGAUUAUGGGAACAAAUUUGGCGAGCCAUUGAUUCAGGGGUACACAAGGACCUUUGGAAUGAGACUCCCGAGUGGGGAAAGGAGGGAGUGGUUGAAACCGAUCAUGUUCAGUGGAGGAAUUGGGCAAAUCGAUCACACCCAUGUAUCAAAGGGGGAGCCCGAAAUUGGAAUGUUGGUUGUUAAGAUCGGGGGCCCCGCUUACCGGAUAGGAAUGGGAGGCGGGGCAGCUUCGAGCAUGGUGAGUGGUCAAAAUGAUGCUGAGCUAGACUUCAAUGCUGUACAACGUGGCGAUGCUGAGAUGGCGCAGAAGCUAUAUCGUGUCGUUCGUGCAUGUGUAGAGAUGGGACAGGAUAACCCAAUAAUCAGCAUUCACGAUCAGGGUGCUGGUGGGAACUGUAAUGUUGUUAAGGAAAUCAUACAUCCUCAGGGUGCCCAGAUAGAUAUAAGGGCAGUCGUAGUUGGUGACCACACCAUGUCUAUUCUUGAGAUUUGGGGGGCCGAAUAUCAAGAACAAGACGCAAUAUUGAUCAAACCCGAAAGUGGCAGUCUUCUGAAGAACAUCUGCAUGAGGGAAAGGGUACCGAUGGGCGUUAUUGGAACAAUUGAUGGAAAAGGGCAUAUUACAUUGGUAGAUAGUUUAGCCCUUCAGAAUUCAGACAAACCUCCUCCACCGGCAGUUGAUCUCGAGCUUGAGAAGGUUCUAGGAGAUAUGCCACAGAAAACUUUCAAACUUCACCAUGUGGACAUUGCUCUAGAACCUCUGGAUAUUGCUCCCGGGACGACAGUCAUGGAAGUUUUGAAGAGAAUAUUGAGGCUUCCUUCUAUCGGUUCGAAACGGUUCUUGACCACAAAAGUCGAUAGGUGCGUUACGGGUCUUGUGGCACAACAACAAACUGUGGGUCCCUUGCAAAUCACCCUCUCUGAUGUUGCUGUUAUUGCUCAAACUUAUACUGAUUUUACCGGAGGUGCUUGUGCGAUUGGGGAGCAACCAAUUAAGGGUCUUUUAGAUCCAAAAGCAAUGGCCAGACUCGCUGUUGGGGAAGCACUAACAAAUCUUGUAUGGGCAAAGGUUACUUCUCUUGAAGAUGUGAAAGCUAGUGGGAAUUGGAUGUAUGCUGCCAAGCUAGACGGGGAAGGUGCCGCCAUGUAUGACGCCGCCAAUGCUCUUUCAGAUGCCAUGAUUGAACUCGGCAUAGCGAUUGAUGGGGGGAAGGACAGUCUUUCAAUGGCCGCCCAUGCACAUGGGGAGGUCGUAAAGGCUCCCGGAAAUUUGGUCAUCAGUACCUAUGUAACAUGUCCAGACAUAACAAAAACUGUCACACCGGACUUGAAGCUCGGGGACGACGGUGUAGUUCUCCACAUUGACUUGUCAAAGGAGGGAAAGAGGCGUCUCGGUGGGUCCGCUCUUGCACAGGUUUUCGGUCAGGUCGGGGAUGAGUGUCCGGAUCUUGAAGACAUCUCGUACCUUAAAACGGUUUUCAAUGCGGUCCAGAAUCUCAUUUCAUGUGAUCUUAUCUCUGCCGGCCAUGACAUCAGCGACGGAGGACUUCUGGUUUGCAUCCUCGAAAUGGCUUUUGCUGGGAACUGCGGUGUUUCUGUGAAUUUGACGACAGGGGGAGAUGAUAUUGGCGUGUUCCAAACAUUGUUUGCAGAAGAGCUCGGCCUUAUCCUUGAGGUUAGCAAGGAAAAUUUGGAGUUAGUCAAGCAAAAGCUCAGUAGUGCUGGUGUCACUACUGUUCAAGUCAUCGGACACGUCACUGUUACUCCGAUUGUUGAUCUGAAAAUUGAUGAUGUCACUUACUUGACUGACAAAACAUCCGCGCUUCGCGAUAUAUGGGAAGAAACCAGCUUUGAGCUAGAGAAGAAGUCCCAAAGGCUAGCCUCUUGUGUGGAGCUAGAAAAAGUCGGAUUGAAGAGCCGACAGGGACCUUCAUGGAAUUUAUCCUUCAAACCGGCUUUCACAAAUGGCGAAUACAUGACUGCCAAGUUGAAACCAAAGGUUGCCGUGGUUAGGGAGGAAGGCAGCAAUGGGGACAGAGAGAUGUCGGCGGCUUUCUACGCCGCCGGUUUUGAACCAUGGGAUGUCUCCAUGUCAGACCUUUUGAACGGUCAGAUUUCGUUGCGGGAGUUUCGAGGGGUGGUGUUUGUUGGAGGCUUUAGCUAUGCAGAUGUGCUUGAUUCCGCCAAAGGGUGGGCGGCUUCGAUACGUUUCAACCAGCCUCUGUUAUGCCAGUUCCAAGAAUUCUUUAACCGCCCCGACACGUUUAGUCUCGGGGUUUGCAACGGAUGCCAACUCAUGGCAUUGUUAGGUUGGGUGCCGGGCCCACAAGUAGGCGGUGUUCACAGCACGGGAGGUGACCCGUCGCAGCCGAGGUUCAUACACAACGAGUCUGGACGGUUCGAGUGCCGCUUCACAAGUGUCACCAUACAAGAAUCGCCCGCAAUCAUGUUCAGAGGGAUGGCGGGCAGCACGCUGGGUGUUUGGGCUGCCCAUGGGGAAGGACGGGCGUAUUUCCCCGACGACACCGUCCUAAACAAGGUCCUUAGCUCGAACCUUGCACCAGUGAGGUAUUGCGACGAUGCCGGGCAACCGACCGAAGUUUACCCGUUUAAUCUGAACGGUUCGCCACUCGGUGUGGCGGCAGUUUGUUCACCGGACGGGCGGCACCUCGCCAUGAUGCCCCACCCGGAACGUUGCUUCUUGAUGUGGCAGUUCCCUUGGUACCCAAAGCAUUGGGACGUGGAAAAGAAGGGACCUAGUCCUUGGUUGCGUAUGUUCCAAAAUGCAAGAGAAUGGUGCUCAUGAAGGCGUUCUUCUUAUUACUCUUACAGGCCAGGGCAACCCCAGGAACAUUUGAGUUUUGGACUGAAGUAGCCAUAGGCUUAUCGCGAAGAUCGUGACGAAAGAGGCACAUUGGGAAGGGCAAGAUGAUGAUGAGGAGGUUGGAUCACUUGGUUUUCAAUGAUGUGACCAAAUUUUGAUUAGAAUGUUACUUUCAUUUCUUUACUUUGAUGAUAGUCUUGAUGUAAAUUGUCAACAAAGUUGAUACUAGUACCAAUUUGCUAUUCUUUUAAAGCCCUUAAGUUGGAUUUGUAGUGCUGUAUUAUCCACAGAUGAUAUGGACUCAAAUUUGGCUUUCUUUUUUUGUGCAAUAAAUUAAGAUUACAACUUUGUUUCGACAUUACUGCUCUCCUUUACUAUACUCUUUUGAUACUCUAUUAUUAUACUCUUUACAAAAAUGGGCCACCAUCUUUAUAAUUUUGUGCCUCGCAACUUCAAGUCUCUUUAGCUCCUACCAAUGUAGUAGGGUUCCAAAAAGUGAAGUGAAACUUAACAUUCCAACAUUUUGUGCACGGGGCAAAUGUGAUGAUGGACGUGGCGGUUGUUGGUGCUACCUUCUACUUGGGUGUUGG
Molecule: messenger RNA, 5089 nt
Organism: Cuscuta campestris
Lineage: Eukaryota; Viridiplantae; Streptophyta; Magnoliopsida; Solanales; Convolvulaceae
Source: the annotation of a GenBank genome assembly